Opisthorchis viverrini is the source of this 1005-nucleotide messenger RNA. RefSeq lists its product as hypothetical. Bases 31 to 915 code for a protein of 294 amino acids. The transcript is spliced from 7 exons. Lineage: Eukaryota; Metazoa; Platyhelminthes; Trematoda; Opisthorchiida; Opisthorchiidae. The record is from RefSeq and is a predicted model, not a curated record.
GUUCUCAUAUUGCACAGUGUGCUCGAUGGAAUGAAUGACCUGCUUCAGGUGGAACAAGGUGGUAAUGCCAUGGUCGACAAUGUCCAAGUCAUUCCAUUCUAUUUCUACUUCAAAGCAGCCUCAGCGGAAGCAGAUCAGCUUAUAAAAUUGGUGAAUAAAAUCCUAGAACUCGUUAGCGGCCUCCCAGGUGGAAUAGAAGCGCUUCUUGAAACUACUCACAAGGUUGCUGAAAACUUCGACAGCCCACCACCUGUUUCGCCCUUCUUGGGGCUCAUCAGGUAUGCGCAGUCCCCGAGUUUCCGUCAACCUUAUGUUCUACUUGAACCCAAAUCGAGAAAUAAACUCAUUUGCGUAUCAAUUUGUUUUUUCACGAGAGACCCAACUGAGUCUCUCGUUUAUGAUAUUCUACAACUGAAUGUGCUGCACACAGGCCGCCCCAUGUUUCAGUUGGUACGAUAUUCGAGACAUCGCAUGUAUUCGCAACAAUGCGAAAAUAGUGUGGAUGCGUAUCCUCUCGAAGUUGCCAACUUCAAAGCUGAACUGAAGACCACACCAGAAAUGGCAAGUUUGCUGAAUGCUGAAGAAAGGCCAAACAAGAACUUGGAAUCACAACUCCGGUCAGAUAUCAAGACGCUAAUGAAAGGGGAAUUUACAGAUGCACGUGUUUACAAAUCAGCAACAGUGGAUUACUUGGUGUCCGAGGGAGAGAAGCUUAGUGUCGCGUUCCACGUUAACUUUGAUGGUUAUCGUGUUGAUACCAGCAAGUUGGAUGAGUGGAAGGAUGACCCGAUUGACAGUACACUUUUGACGCGCGUUACGACUCAAGGUAGGUAUCCAACGCACAAACGGAUCACUUGCUCAAACCUGAAGAGUGUGAAGUUGGAUAUCUUGGUCCCUCGGGCAGCCACCGGAUGAUGUUGUGCUACAACAAACUUGGGGAAAACCGCUUGUCUAUGCGCUGAUUAUAUUCGUGCUUUCAUGUCAGUGGCCUUCAGCUUACUCGCA